Chenopodium quinoa (quinoa) is the source of this 878-nucleotide messenger RNA. RefSeq names its product probable DNA double-strand break repair Rad50 ATPase. The record is from RefSeq and is a predicted model, not a curated record. The coding region runs from base 160 to 642 and encodes 160 amino acids. Lineage: Eukaryota; Viridiplantae; Streptophyta; Magnoliopsida; Caryophyllales; Amaranthaceae. The transcript has 5 exons.
AGUGAGGUGUAUUAAAACUUUACUACAACUCAAUUAUUUAGAUCAAUUUUAGAGAUGAUCUUUCUUUUAUUGAAAGAAGAAGAAAAAAGGAAUUUUAUUGGGACCUUCAGGCUACAAACUGUCCCUUAGAAAAAGAUUUGGGAGCAACAACAUCAAGGGAUGAAGACUAAGAAUUCGGGUACUAUGAGUUUCAUGGGAAGUCCUAAUAUGGAAGACAAGGAUGAAGAGAUGUCGAAGUCGGUCUUAUCGGCUUUUCGAGCCAAGGAAGAAGAGAUCGAGAAGAAGAAGAUGGAGGUUAAGGAACGUGUUCAGGCUCAUUUAGGUCGUGUUGAAGAGGAAACUAAGCGUCUAGCUGAGAUUCGCGAGGAACUUGAAGCAUUAGAAGAUCCAAAAAGGAAGGAAGUUGCAUAUGUUCGAAAGAGGAUUGACACUAUCAACAAAGAGCUAAGGCCACUUGGAUUUACAUGCCAGAAGAAGGAACGAGAAUACAAAGAAGCUCUUGAAUCCUUCAAUGAGAAAAGCAAGGAAAAAUCUCAGCUUGUUGCCAAACUAAUGGAGGUAACAAAAUUGGUGAGUGAAAGUGAGACUCUGAGGUUCAAGAAGCUGGAGGAGCUCGGCAAGCAUAUUGAAUCUCUUCAUUGAUUUAUUUUUAUAAUUCUAAUUCAGUAUCAUUAACUGGCUGAUUUUUAGCACUUUUUUCCUUUUUAUUUUGGCGUGGUUCACUAGAAUUGAUUUGUUUGAUUUUGUGUAUUUUAAUAUUUUUGGGGUUACAGAAUUCAUAUUGUUAGCUGGACAUUUUAGAGAACUUGCUCCAUCUGGAAAUUGUUGUGUUCAAAUGUGAAUAAUAUGUGUAUUAUACUUCUAUAAUACUUGAGAAA